Eimeria mitis is the source of this 1254-nucleotide messenger RNA. RefSeq lists its product as uncharacterized. The transcript is spliced from 4 exons. NCBI's taxonomy places the organism in Eukaryota, Apicomplexa, Conoidasida, Eucoccidiorida, Eimeriidae. The record is from RefSeq and is a predicted model, not a curated record. The coding region runs from base 1 to 1254 and encodes 417 amino acids.
AUGACGACUUCUAAGUUCUUGCGGCAUGCAGCAGCGGCAGCUGCUGCUGUGGUUAUACUGGGCACAUUCCAAGGCCCGUCAGAUCCCAGCAACCGACUAAGUUUUUGUGGUUUGAAUGCGGGUUACAUCUGGGCUGUUGAAGCUGGGGACUCUAACGGUCUCGACGGUGAGGACGGACCAAGUGAUUUGACGGGAGGUGAUGGAGAGGGGCCUGAGCCUGGUCGGUCGGAAAACGGCGAUGAAAAGGACUCUUCCACAGGGCAAGUGAAUGGGGAAGGCGAGCCAGUGGUGUGUGGUUUGAAUGCGGGUUACAUCUGGGCUGUUGAAGCUGGGGACUCUAACGGUCUCGACGGUGAGGAGGGAUCAGGUGAUUUGACGGGAGGUGAUGGAGAGGGGCCUGAGCCUGGUCGGUCGGAAAACGGCGACGAAAAGGACUCUUCCACAGGGCAAGUGAAUGGGGAAGGCGAGCCAGUGGUCGGCGAUGACUCGAGCAUAAAGACGAAGGCAACCGCAAGUGAUGAUUCUAAGAAGCAGAACAAACUGAGGGGCUCUGCGUCCACCAACAAGAGUUCUUCUUCUGAGCAAUCCAAAGACCCCCUCUUGGAAAAAAUAUUCGGCGCCUUUACCGGCUUGGGAACGAUCAUCCUCUUGCUAGUCAAGCCGAAGUAUCAGGGGGCGUUGGAGUGUUUGAACGAGAAGAUAUAUCGCGAUGUGCUGAGCGGCCCAAAGAAGGUGAAGGACAACCCUCAGUUGCUACAGCAGGCGUACUCGGUGCUUCGCCGUCCUCCGCCGGUUCUGCAGGUUCCGGAACUGUUCGUUGAGUUACGUCAGGAAACAGAUAAGCGGCUUUGGGAGCAGAGACGGAAAAGGGAAAUAAGAUUCUACGAACAAAAAGGGGAACCCAUACCCGACCGGUUGCAACUUUCUGCUGAUGAGGUGAUGGCAGCUGACGCAGAGGAUCCACCCUUGCGGGAAGAGCAUCUGUCAGAAACGGAACUGGCAUCUCGCACUGUCUUGAUAGAUGGAUGGAUGAAGGAACAGUUCCGGUUGCGCUUGUACUACAGCAAACGCAUUGGCGUUCUAAAGGGGGACCCGCAGGAGCUUGUAGAAACCUUUAACCCCGGGCCAAAGUACGUAACUGUGAGCGUAGAAGAAAUCCUCGGCCUGAGCUACGAUGCGAAACUGGACCCUGAACCGGAGAUUGAGGCUUCAUCACCAGAACAGCGAUCUAGUGCUCGCGCCGCAGAAUUCUAA